GACAAAUGUGUCUCCUUUUUCGAUGAAGAAGAGCAUUGGUUAUUUAAUUUAACUUGAUUUCGGCGUUGAUGGGUAUGCGCCGAAAGAUGAAUCACGUCAUAUUUAUUGCAUCCCACUUCCUUCUUGUUCUUCACCCAGGUCCGCACAGCCGAUAUAGAACGAGUCGAGGAACCCGUACGUUUUCACUUUGGUAAAAUGUCAGGUAGAGGGAAAGGAGGGAAGGGGUUGGGCAAGGGUGGUGCAAAGCGGCACCGUAAAGUCCUCCGUGACAACAUUCAAGGCAUCACCAAACCUGCUAUACGCCGUUUGGCUCGCCGGGGUGGUGUCAAGCGUAUUUCUGGUCUAAUCUACGAGGAAGUGCGCGGAGUUUUGAAAGUUUUCCUUGAGAAUGUGAUCCGGGAUUCUGUAACCUACACGGAACAUGCGAAACGCAAGACCGUGACUGCUAUGGACGUGGUGUAUGCACUGAAACGUCAAGGGCGUACCUUGUAUGGGUUCGGAGGCUAAAAGGUAAAUGUGAGGUAAUUGAAAAAAACAGGUUCUUUUAAGAACCACCACAUUAUUAUAAAAGACCGAUAACAAUUCAGCUGCUUGAACAUCAAAUUAUCUACUACACGCGGUAUAACAUUAAAU
This is a messenger RNA of Leucoraja erinaceus (little skate), 633 nucleotides long. Its product is annotated as histone H4-like. Lineage: Eukaryota; Metazoa; Chordata; Chondrichthyes; Rajiformes; Rajidae. Bases 196 to 507 code for a protein of 103 amino acids. The transcript has a single exon. Gene Ontology annotation, biological process: nucleosome assembly. The record is from RefSeq and is a predicted model, not a curated record. Gene Ontology annotation, molecular function: DNA binding; protein heterodimerization activity; structural constituent of chromatin. Gene Ontology annotation, cellular component: nucleosome.